Messenger RNA from Schistocerca serialis cubense, 2106 nucleotides. RefSeq names its product putative zinc finger protein 66. The transcript is spliced from 8 exons. Lineage: Eukaryota; Metazoa; Arthropoda; Insecta; Orthoptera; Acrididae. The record is from RefSeq and is a predicted model, not a curated record. The coding region runs from base 106 to 2106 and encodes 666 amino acids.
GACGUGCUGUCAGGAGCAGUUUGUCUGCGAAGUAAUCUCCUCAUAUACUUCGUGGCUAACGAGAAAAGGCGGACAGUGAAAUUCAAAGACUGUAGAACUGAAGCGAUGGACCAGGAGCCAACUAAGUGGAUAAAAAAAGAUGAAACUCAUGAAGUACAAACUGAGUUACACUUCAUAGCCCAAGAUUAUGCAUGCAGCAUGAAUGUAAAAGAAGAGUUGGAGGAGGGUGUGAAUAAAGAGUUUCUUGAAGACCCAUUAAAGGCUGGCGACCCUAGUGUUUGCGUAAAGCAAGACCCCGAACUGAAACACCAUGCUGCUGUAUCUGAGCGUAAUUCGGUUGAAGAUCCAUUGGGAAUAUCUUUGUCCACUGAUUUUAUCAAGGAGGAUCCUGAAUUAAAUAUAACUGAGAAUACUGUGGAAACCUCAACAAGAUGUGCAUCUGAUAGUGCAAGAUUUACUCAGACUACUGGUGGGAGUUGCAGCAUAUCAUGUGAAGAAACUUGUCACCAUAGACUGGUCCAGGAUGAGUUGAUGAUAGACAUGGAGAAGUCAACACAAGGGUUCAGUACCAAUACAGAAGAUGUGACUAUUGAUAAGGAAUGCUCAGUUGCCACCCAAUAUGACUGUAGUAUGAGGGAAAAGGAAUUACAUGUAUAUAGCUGUAAUUUCUGCCAACAGAGCUUUUCUUCAAAAUACAGACUCAUAAUGCAUGUGUUUAUGCACAUUGAUGGAACGCAACCACCUUCGUAUGUUUGUAAGUGGUGUGGUGAGGUAUUUCACAGUAAUGUUGGCUUGAAAAAGCAUAUGACAAUGAGUGAGAAUUGUCAAGUUUUAACUGCUGACAGUCAUGAAAAAUAUGCACAUAGUGAUGAGCAUCAAACCACUACCUCGUUGGAUAGCGAGGCAGAAGUUUCUGUCACAGAACACAAUGACCAGUCUUCAUGUAAGGAAACUUGGAAAGAUUCAAAGAAGCCCUCUAAUGACAUAUGUAACACACAUAUGACAAAUGAUAGAGAGAAAACAAGUAAUUAUGGAACUUUGUCUAUAGCUGUUAAUGUCAGCGCCCAGGCUGAUCUACUUACUGCCAACAGAACUGACAGAUGUGGUAUUUGUGGCAAAUUGUUUGCUAGGUCAGGUGAUCUCGAGAGACAUGUUUCCAUUCAUACUGGGAAAAGACUUCACAAAUGUGAUAUUUGUGAGAAAUGGUUUGCCCAGUCACGUUAUCUAAAGGCUCACAAAUUAAUUCACACUGGAAAGAAACCUUACAUGUGCCAGAUUUGUGGGAAACCUUUUACUAUGUUAGGUGGUCUUAAGAAACAUUCAUUACUUCACACUGGAAAUAAACCUCACAAAUGUGAGAUUUGUGGGAAAUCAUUUACUAUAUUAGGCAAUCUUAACAAACAUAUAUUAAUUCACACUGGCAAGAAACCUCACAAAUGUGAGAUGUGUGGGAAAGCUUUUGUGUUUUCAAGCUAUCUGAAGGCACACUCAUUAAUUCACAAUGGAAGGAAACCUCACAAAUGUGAGAUUUGUGGGAAAUCUUUUACUAUAUUAGGUAAUCUGAAGAAACAUCUAUUAAUUCACACUGGAAAUAAACCCCACAAAUGUGAGAUUUGUGGGAAAUCUUUUGCUAGGGCAGAUCAUUGCAAGACACACACAUUAUUUCACAUUGGAAAUAAACGUCACAAAUGUGAGAUUUGUGGGAAAUCUUUUACUAUAUUAGCCAAUCUUAACAAACACUUAUUAAUUCACACUGGAAAGAAACCUCACAAAUGUGAGAUUUGUGGGAAAUCUUUUGCUGCGUCAGGCUAUCUCAAGAAUCAUGUUUUAAUUCACAGUGGAGAGAAACCGCACAAAUGUGAGAUUUGUGGGAAAUCUUUCACUAUGUCAAGCCAUCUCAAGAAACACGUAUUAAUUCACACUGGAAAGAAACCCUACAUGUGCGAGAUUUGUGGGAAAUCUUUUACUAUGUUAGGUAAUCUCAAGAAACAUUCAUUAAUUCACACUGGAAAGAAACCUCUCAAAUGUGAGAUCUGUGACAAAAGUUUCACUUACUUGGAUACUCUCAAGACACAUGCAUUACUUCACGUCAGAAAGAAAAUGUAA